AUGGCGGACAAAGUUGAUGUAGAUGUUGAACAAUUAUCUUCUUGUUGCUAUGUGUCUAGUGGAGAGCUGGACCAUCUGCCUCUGCCUGACAAUAGUUCAUCAAGAAAUCUGGAAACAUCGGAUAAUUCUGAGAGAAGCGAGAACAGUGCUUCAGAUGAGGAAGAUAACGAAAACGUGCCUCGAGAAAUUGUGUUGUCAGAGGAGUAUGGCCGAACUCUUUCGAGCUCUAGAGGUUUAAAACCAUGUAAGGAAAGGACAAAGUCUGCGAGAAGGAAAAAAGAUAAAGUAAACUCCGAAAGAAAGAUGGCAAGUGGAAGUUCAUUAAAGAAAAGACGAAAAAGCGCCUCGGCGACGACUAACGAAAGGGCGCUUUCACGGUCAAUUAAAGAAAGCGAAGUGGUGUUUGGUUUAAUUGAAAACGGUGAAGAAGGAAGGGUUUUGAGGACACGAAACAGAAGUCAAACCGAAAGUUCAUUAACACGAAACCCUAGUCAGAGAAAGUAUCAGUGUUUAAGGUAUCGUGAGGCGAGCAUAAAUACGAACAGUAAUGGUAUUUUUCUUGAUACUAAUAAAACAUCGGUUUGUCAGUUGAAACGGGUUAAAUUUUACGAUACAUUAAGCGUGUUGAUAAACUUGGGGGCGGGUGGCAAUGCCGAUGGAGUGGAUAACAGUGUUAAAGAAGUCAAUGACUAUGAAAUAGCUGAAUUGAAAGAAGCACUAUGGCUUGAGUUACAGGCAUGGAGGAAUUCAACUACAAUGCUCCAACAAGAUGACUGGUUAAUGAAUGAAAGAAAAAUAAUUUCACAGAUUUUGGACGAUGUCAUAAAUUUUCACUUGGAUGAUGAAACAUCAAAAGUAAAAUUUGAUGUUCAAUCAUCGGAUUCUGAAUCUGAUUUUGAGUCUGAUGGCGAAGCUUGCUGUACUUUACACCCAAUCUUCAACAUUAUGGAAAAUAGCAUUUUAUUGGGUGAAGAUAGUUUUGCAGAUGAUUCGGCCAUCAGCAGUAAUUCGGACCUUAGCGAGACAACAUUCAACUCUGAGGAUUGUGAAGCCAGAUUAUCAAAAUAUGCACAAACUAUCAGACAUGCUGUGAAGGAAGUGACAACAAUGUUAGACAGAUUGUACGAAGUUGAACAACUUUAUCCUUCAAGAGGUGCUCUCAGUAAGGAUUUUGUAUUGUAUAAUUCUGAGGAGUUUCAGACAAGUUGUGAUACAUUACUGUUGUGGUUAAACCAAGUGAAAGGAUUAUAUCAUAAACUUAAUGUUAUGGCAAGACUUGUUCAGGUUGAUUUUGAUGAUGUCAAAGUGUGGAACGAUUGGAUAUCUCUUGGGAUUGAUCUCAACUGCCAGAAGUUGUCCAACAACUGUCCAAAUUGUCAAGACCUUAAUACCUACGUUACGUUGGAAACAUUUGAGCACACCGAAUCCUUUAGACGUGGUUUGAGCUCAGAGAAUACGAGUACGAGCAGAUAUCGACCAUUUGUUGAUCAGAAUAUCAAAAAGAUGGGAGUGGCGAGUCUUGGACGCAAAAUGCACAUGAUCGUUCAUACUGAGCUGGCACGAGCGAUGUUUAUUUUAAAAGUUAAAGAUAUGCAAAACUCUCUUAUGAAACAUAAAAAAUUGUAUUUAAUGUUCCAGGAAGUCCUCACCUUAAAGAAUUUAAGAUUGGACAUUUCAUCAAAGGAGGAUGUUUUCGAGUUCAACCAGGAUUUUGGCAUUCCCAACGGGAAUUGGAUUAAGAGAUUCGAGAAAAUGGGUCUUCCAUCUUUUGAUGAAUUGUAUUUGUUCCUUGUUCGUCUUGUUAUGGACAUUUAUCAUGAAUGUCUAAGAAUGAGAAUGGAACAUCGUCCCAAAAGUGAACCAUCAUCUCUCAGUGUUAGACAGUUACUGGAAGAAUGCAAAGAAGUCUUACUGGCUGCUAUACUUGUACGUCAGUAUUUUCUUGAUGCGUUAGAAGCACUGGGGCGAGAGUUGAGUAGUUGGCCAGAGUUUGAAGAAAGAGUUCUUGAGUUUGAUCAGGAUAUUCAAAAAAUGCUUGAGGUUUAUUUUGAAUAUCUUCAACUGUACAUGCAUAUGUUACAACGUCUACCUGAAGCGUCGUCUGAUGUUCGAAAUAUCCUUGAAGAUGAAUGGGAGUUUGUCAAAGACAUUACGCCUUAUAUACGUGGUGGGGAGGUACAAGCAGGAAAGAAAUUUUGCGUAAUGGCAAGAGGUCUUGUUGAGUCAACAGCCGACUUUCUAACCACCGGAAUGGACGAAUUUUCCACAAUACAUGAUUUAGAAGACAACGAAAAACAUUUAGUAAAAAUUCUUCAGUCUUGUCGUGAUUUUAAAAAGUUAUUCAAAGAAACCCGUGAACGAAGCACGAAGGCCGUGGGUCUUGUUAAAAGGUUACGCAGUGAUCUUGGAGUUGCAGCUACGUUUGAAACUACGGUGCCAUCUAAAGAACUUGUUGAAAAAUUAAAAACAUCUGAAUAUGUUCAGGUUAUCACCAAACUCGAUAUCUCCGUCAAGAUGUUUGUUCGUGGCUGCAUGAGACGCUCAAAAAGUUGCAUCUUGGAGCUAUUGAAUGCUUGUUGUGGACUACAGAGUCAGUAUAGCGAAUGUGCCAAGGAAGCAAACAAUUAUAUUGUUCUAGUAUCUGAGAAACACGAAUGUACGUGGACUGGUGAGACUCUUGACGUCACACCCGGUCUUGAUGCUUCACUGGGAUUGGUUGAUAUUCAGGUUGAAGAUCUAGCCAUCGUUGCAUGUACGUCACGCGCAGUAAGUGCUCAUAUCAACGCAUUUCAAGGGGUUAUGCGUGACGCUGUCAUUUGUACAUCGGGCUCAACAUCUGUUCAUCACGAUCUUGUUGAUAUGAAGACUCAAAUUUCGGAGUCUUUGGUGAACCUACGAACUAAAAUAUGCGACGCAUUGGAUGGCGCAAUGGAAAUACUUGAUGUAGGGAAAAUGUACGAGAUUGAAGAAAACGAACGUCGUAGAUUAAACAGAAGUACCCUUGGAGCACUACAGUUUGCUUUUAACGCUGUCUUUGAUUUUCAUCGCGAGAUUCGUCGUAUUCCUGAGUCAGAUGAGAAAGCCCUUUCCAUUGUUGGAAAGUAUCAUCUGGAAGUUGCAUGGAAAUGGAUGGAGUUCGUGUUAAAUCAUUGUAAGAAAGGAAAAGGUAGCAGACCACGUUGGGCAGCUCAAGGUUUGAAGUUUCUCAUGGAGUCCUGCAACCCAGCCAUCUCAUGUCGUUUGUCUGAAUCACAGUUUGAGAAACUUCAGUGUGAGAUCAACAAAUGUGUUGAUCAUGUGAUCGGAAGUCAAGACAAUCCACACACAUUGAGUGGCUCGGUGAGCUGCAACCAAAUGUCUCCAAACACACGAUUUGCGCGUUCCUCUACUUACCCUGGUACCCACUCGCAUAUCCACCCUUCAAGAACGAUAUCUGAACCAGGUCGUCAGAAUGUAAAACGCUCAGUUACGACCGUAAACGAAGCUGUGAAUGAGGAUGAAGUUGUACCCAGUAGAAUAUCGAAAGUACGUAAGAGUAUAGCUGAUCUUGAGCGUAAACGACAUAUCAGCUUACUGGAGAAACAUGUGAUAGGGAAAGUUAGUAACAAGAAACGGGAUCUUGCUGGUGAACUUGCUGUUAUACCCAAACGAGUACCUUUCAAAUGGCAGCGUGGAAACAAAAUAGGUGAAGGACAGUUUGGUAAAGUUUAUUCAUGUGUGAAUUUGGACACGGAAGAAGUGGUUGCAAUGAAACAGAUAACAUUUCAUCCUAACGAUCACAGCGCCUUCACAAACUUGGCUGAUGAAAUAAAAGCUUUUGAAGGUCUAACACACGACAGUCUUGUAAAAUAUUACGGAUGUGAAGUUCAUCGGGAUGUCAUGUAUAUAUUUAUGGAAUACUGUGGUGAUGGUACCAUUUCUGAUGUAUCCCGUCUUGGGUUACCUGAGCCAAUGAUACGCAAGUACGCCGACCAGAUAAUGAUAGCUGUAGAGUUUCUUCACGAUAGAGGCAUUGUACAUCGAGAUAUUAAAGGUCCAAACAUUUUUCUCUCUUCGGAAGGUCUAAUAAAACUGGGUGAUUUUGGAGCUUCUGUUAAAUUAGGCAAUCCCUCGCAGACAAUGUGUGGUGAAGUAGCCACUCUCCGGGGAACUAUUGCGUACAUGGCACCGGAAGUUAUUACCCUCGAUAAAGGAGCCGGUUAUGGGAGGGCUGCUGACAUUUGGAGCGUGGGCUGUGUUGUUGUUGAAAUGGCCACUGGGAAGCCCCCGUGGAGCGAGUACGACAACCAAUGGGCGAUCAUGUUAAAGGUUGGUGAGGGUGGCUCUCCUGCAAUCCCAGAAUCCCUUAGUGAUGAAGGAAGGGAAUUUUUGACGCGUUGUUUCGUGCACGACCCUCACGAGAGAUGGACCGCAAGACAGCUUCAAAAUCUCACUUUUCUUAAAGUAUGAUUUAAUUUGCAUUUCAUGGAACAAUUAUUGAUGGUUUUGGAAUUCCAAUGGAUCAUAAUGGAUCAUACUGGUUCGCUAUUUACUUAUUCUGUUCAGGAUCACCAUCUAUUACGGUCAGAUUUAUCUAUGUUGCAUUAUUUAUUAGUUUGCCGUCGUGGUAGCUAUGGAGUAAUUUAUUUAAAUGAAGUCGGAAUUUGUUUGAAGUUUCCUUCUUGUUCUUGAUGAACACUCGCAAAGUUUUUCAAAUUUUCUUUGAAAAGUAUGCCGUUUUUCAUGGUCUGUGUGAUCUUUGUAUUCGCACUAGAACAUCUUGAGCAAUCGUUUAUUUGAAUAUUUUUUCUGGAGGAUAAAUGUGUUAGAAAACAUUUCAUCUUUACUACGGAGCUCAACUACUGCAUACUUAGGCAUUGCGUUUGAAAAUUAAGCUUCAAGAAAAUAAUGCGUUUUAUUUAUUGAGAGAAUUUUUAAGUAAAUAUAUAAUCCAUCCAAGUUUGGUAUUUUCCAUUUGUAGCUAUAUCAGUUUAGAAGAUUACGCCAGCUUAAAGGCAUAGAAGAUAACUAUUAUUUAUUAUAUAGUUAAAAUGUAAAUGUGUUUUAAAAUAUAUGUAUAUAGAAUGUAUGGAGUUGACAAAUGUUUAAAAUUACAUUUACUUCAUGAAAAAUAUUCUUCUACUAAUAAUCCCUGCUGCCAAAAUUUAAUGAUAUUUUGCUAUCCGUACACAGACACUUUAGAUGACUAAAAUUUCAACUUUUUUUCUCUACUAAAUGAUCUUUUGGACUUAUUUCUGAAAUGAUUCCGGUGGUUGAAUAAACGUUCAACAGCAAUUUACAAAUUCAAGAAAACUGUCUUAAAGAUUUUCUUUCAUGAAUUUGAUUUAUUAUUUUAAUAAACACCCAAGUAAUAAACUCCCAUGAUAAAAAACACCUACCCUGGGUGUUUUUAUCGUGUUAAAAAAGUGGUCAUGUCUACUUUACAAGACGGAAACUUUUUUACCUUUGAACUGGCACUUUUUUAUUGAUAUAACAUGGUUUCAAUGAUCGCUUUUUGGUUUUGGAGAGAACUUUAAUUUUUUAUACAACGACAUGCAAUUAUCCAUUUCAUUUCAUGCAACAGAAUCUUAGCUAGUGAGGUGUCAAUCAUUUCCAAUCUUUAUUAAAAAGUGAUUUUUUAAUAAAGAUAAAAAUGAUUGAAGCAUCACUAGGUGAUUUUAAUAAAGAUUGCAAGUGAUUGAAACAUUGUUAUUUUCUGUGUCACAUCGUUGAUAAAAAUAUGUUCGUAAGUACGUAUCUUUGUUGACGUCAAAAUCUUGCAUAAGAAAUUGACAUUUUCCCCUAUGAAAGCAAUAAUUCAUUUUCAGAGCCGAGAAAUUUUUUGUAAUGUCAAAAAUUUGUUAGUAUGUUUUUUUGUUAUCAAUUAUUUAUUUUAAUAAUCUGAUAAUUUUCUGUUUAUGUUUGUUGUCAGUCAACAGUGCAUUAUACACAAUCUAUUCCGGACGAUGAUUUUACAUAAAAAAGUACUAUCCGAAAACUAGCACUAUAUUAAACUUAAUUUGACAUCAAAACCAACCGAGAGAGUUGUCAACCGUAAUGUUUGGAAUUCCUUUUAUCAGUCUUUAAAAUAUUGUACAUUUUUCUUUUUUUCCAUUCUUAAUCGAUGUUUAAUGACCAUAACAAAUACUCUCUGUUUUUACCGACUGCUGUAGACUAACUAUAAUCCCUUCGACUCGACAAAGAACUGUUUUAAGUUGUUGAAUAUAUAAUAUUCUAGUUUGGCGUAUUUUUAAUUAAAUCUUUGUGCUUCGUCUCCGUCGGUCAUUGCUACAAUUAAAGCAGCAAAUUUUUUAUAAUUCACUCUUUUUGUGUAUUUUCGAUAUCUAUCAAAGAUUCAAAAGAUUUUUCUUUUCAACGUGGAAAAAGUUGAGAAAUUGUGACGACGAGAAUCGAUAACUAUAAUUUUUGAAUAAUUUCAGCUGUUGCAUUCAUUGCUAUGUAUAUUGGAGACGAAUGUAAACAAUUGCACAAAAACUUUUCUAUGUCGGCCUAUGAUUUCAGUAAAUCGCUUGGGCAUUUUUCAUAAAAAAAAUUCAUCUUUGGUGUCUUGGUGGAAUAGAAGUUACAUUUAAACCUUAGCUUCGUGACGUUGAACCUUGUUCAUCAAAGAAUUUGCUUCCAAUAUACAUGUUUUUUUUAGCGACGUGCUUCCGUUUGACAGAGAUAUAACUCCUUUGGUGGAGGCUGAUAAACCAUCUGCAACAGAAGCAGUAAUUACUAAAUUCAUCAACAACAUCGACAACAACAGAUAAACUGAUGAAUAUACUCCUAUAGCCGUUACCAUUCCAGUGUGUAAAUAAAACCAAAUAGAUUUGUAACCAUUGAUUACCAAUCUUUCAUUUUGUUAUAAAUUUUAUUGUCUUAAAACAAUUAGGUUUCUUCACGUUAGCAUUUCCAUAUUUUGGCUUUGAAGGAUUCAACUGUAAUCCAAUUCAUUUAUGUGAGUUUGUUUGUAAGUGAUUAAAAUGUGGAUUUAAUGGAGAAUAAGAAUGUCGACAUUAUCUUUCUAA
Messenger RNA from Xenia sp. Carnegie-2017, 7010 nucleotides. Its product is annotated as mitogen-activated protein kinase kinase kinase 4-like. Gene Ontology annotation, biological process: protein phosphorylation; MAPK cascade. The coding region runs from base 1 to 4449 and encodes 1482 amino acids. The record is from RefSeq and is a predicted model, not a curated record. The transcript has 19 exons. NCBI's taxonomy places the organism in Eukaryota, Metazoa, Cnidaria, Anthozoa, Malacalcyonacea, Xeniidae. Gene Ontology annotation, molecular function: protein kinase activity; ATP binding.